Messenger RNA from Rotaria socialis, 324 nucleotides. The record is from the annotation of a GenBank genome assembly. Lineage: Eukaryota; Metazoa; Rotifera; Eurotatoria; Philodinida; Philodinidae.
AUGCCUCAUGUUAUUGAAGCAACUAUUUUGGCAGGGUGCGCAAAGGGUGAAGAUGUAUUCAUAUCACGAAUACCUUUAGCGCCUACUGAUAUGCCGUUUGAAUUCAAGCGACUUCAAUUUCCGGUUCGUCUUGCUUUCGCGAUGUCUAUUAAUAUGGCACAAGGACAAUCACUUAAAGUCGCUGGUAUCAAUCUAGAAAGUCCUUGCUUUUUUCAUGGUCAACUUUAUGUUGCCUGCUCAAGAGUGGGAACUGGGAAGAAUUUAUGUGUUUUUGCACCAGAUGCAAAGACCAAAAACAUUAUGUAUCCAACAGCUUUACAAUAA